AAGUCCUCCUCAGAGGGAUGCUACAGGCCUGUGGUCUUUCUGUCCGGAUAUUACAGAAAAUUGCAAACUAGAUGGAACCUGACAAAGGAAUUCUUUUGAAAAAGGGUGACAGGCAGUCAUUCGAACAGACCGGUGAGACACCAAGACUCAGACGGGCGUAGAUGUAAGAAUGCUCAAUAAUGGACAAAGGCUAUGAAGUUUUGACCAACCAUAACACUCUGGAUUCUUGUAAGGUUUUUGUCACGGAAUCGUCCGAAUGCUUCAUCUGCAGGGAUGGGGAGCUGCGGAGACACGAAGCCCUGUGGCACUUCUGCGACUGCAAGAGUCUGGUGGCCCACCACAGCUGCCUGCUCACCUGGAUAAAGAAGGGCCUUGGGGCUAAGGACAGGCCAAGAUGCACUGUGUGCCAUGCAGAGUACCAGCUGCAGAGCCGCCCGCCCUGGAGGGUGGUGGCCAGCCAAUGGCAGUCCUGGCUGGUGCUGGCUGCCACGGCGACGCUGCUGGGCCUCGUCCCAUACCUGGUGGUCAGGAUGAUGACAGCUUUUAAGAGCCCCCCCCCGCACCCCAUGUUCAAAGCGGCGGCUGUCUGUUUCGGGCUUCUCUCCGUGACCCUCCUGCUCAAAUGCCUGGUGCACUACUGCGGCAGCCGGUACCGUCAGGCCAAGCUGUCCUCCUUCUCUGUGCGGGCACGGGGUGCGGAGGGGGGUGAGACCCGCCCAGGCAGCGGCUGCGGACAUCGGUGGCAGGAAAGAAGAUCCCAGAGUUCCUUGAGGCCUGCGCCGGAGCCUCGUCCUCAAGGUGAUGGAGGGACCAGCAACCAGCAGGCUGCGGCCAACAGAGGAUAGCCCAGCAGCCAUGAAGAGAAAAAAAAAAAAAAACAGAUUGACUCUCGGUGACUCAUUUAGCUUCUGCAUCGGGCAGAUUUCCUCCCUGCUGGCGAAUCUGGCCACAUUUCAACGGGACGCAAAUUGGAGGGGAG
Molecule: messenger RNA, 979 nt
Organism: Megalops cyprinoides (Indo-Pacific tarpon)
Lineage: Eukaryota; Metazoa; Chordata; Actinopteri; Elopiformes; Megalopidae
Exons: 5
Coding region: 180-845 (221 amino acids)
Molecular function (GO): zinc ion binding
Source: RefSeq, a predicted model, not a curated record